UCUUCCAGUCCACAGACCUGGUCUGUGUUCCAGUCUUACUGGCCUGGAUUUACUGGAUAGGCUACUGGACUAGAAUAUAGCUUGUUAUGUGGAACAUUCGUCCAGUAGAUGGCGGCGAUGCAACAUUUUGAAUACCGGCAGCAGCCAUAAAACUCAAAAGAAGAGCGAGAAGAAGAAGAUUCCCUUUCGGUCCCAUGCGUAGUGCUGUCAAUGGUAGUGUUGCAGCGUCCGUGGGGCAGAGAGUCAGAUUGAGGCGUUUGUCCACAGUAAGAGCACAGGCAAGGGCGAAUGCAGUGGACUACCGCUCUGCGACUUAGGGAAGAGCAGGAAGCACUGACGUAAAAGGGAAGCCAAGCUGGGAAACUAACCAGCUGCAGAGGAGGACAGACGACCAUUUCGACCAUCAACUGCUGUUCUUUUGUGAAGGGUGUGAAGAAUGAAUGUGUGGGUGCUGCUAGUCAACCAGGCCUACGUUUGUUUUCGUGUUGUCCGGACACCAAGGGAAGCCAUGCUUCCCCUCUUUUCCAUGACGGCAACAGGCACGCUCAUUUAAUUAUUUAACGUUUUUGUCUAUCAAGUUUUUGGUUUUAUUUCCUUUCAUUCCCGCUUUCUCUGUGAGUAUUUUGUAACUUAGGAUAUAACCCCAGUUGAGUUUGCUUGUCAGUGGUGUUUAGAGGAGUGUUGGCAAUGGAGGGAGGAGAUUUGGAGUUUUUGAUGAAAAAUAGUUUUACUAAACUGCCUCCUAAACAACAGCUCCAAAUCAUAGCUGAUGGCAGACCGACACCACAACUCGAGAACUUGAGAUCUGAGAGGGGAAAAGGUUUCAGGUCCUUCAAGGAGGACAAUUAUGUCCGCACGGAGUGGCUAGCUGGCAGUGCUAAGUUGCAAAAACUAUUUUGCUGGCCGUGUAUGCUCUUUGACAGAGAUGAAUGCAGGUUAAAUAAUCCAUGGGCGUCUUGUGGAUUUGCGGAUCUUGGUAACCUAUCCCGUGCGCUCGAAAGGCAUUCAAAAAGUAAAAACCACAUUGAUUGUUCCGUUAAACUCAAGUACUUUGGGCGUGCUGGAUCUGACAAGACCUCAGACGUCUCUGGAGGUAUUAGCAGGCAAACGCACAAUGAGCAGGUCAGAAAAAACAGAGAUGUACUGAGGAGACAUGUGGUCGCUGCACUAUAUCUUGCCCGCCAAGAACAGGUGUUUGGGGGUCACAACGAGAGAUCUGGCACUACAAACAGGGGCAACUUUGUGGAAUUUGUUCAUUCCUUUGCAGAGUUGGACAGCACACUAGCAGAUCAUUUGCAGACAUCCGCCAUGUUCACUGGCCUGUGUAGCACCAUACAGAACGACAUUGUGGAAAGUAUCGCAGCCGUCAUCCACAAACAGACUGAAAUGGAAAUAAAAACCUCUCCCUUCAUUGCUGUGCAAGUGGAUGACAUAUCAAGCAUAUCAAACAAACGCCAACUCGCAGCCAUUGUCAGAUAUGUCGAUGGAAAGGGUAGUGUGUGUGAGCAUUUCCUGGGCUUUUACGACGUGAGCUCUCCCAGAGAUGCCAAAGCUGUAGCCGCUGUUGCAAUGCAAGCUAUUAAGAUGUACAAUCCAAAGGUGAAAUUAGUUUGUCAGACUUACGAUGGUGGCUGCUGCAUGAGUGGAGGGCAGGGUGGGGUGCAAGCUGUAGUGAAGUCCCAGUGUCCUAAUGCACUGUUCAUCCACUGUUAUGCACACGAACUGAACCACGUUUUGGCCCAAGGCACAAAGGUCAUUCAGGCGGCAAGACUCUUCUUUGCCGACGUUGAUUCUUUCCGCUGCUUCUUUUCACAAUCACGUAAAAGAUCAGCAUUUCUGUACGAAGUUGACCAUUCCGCGCGUGGAACCAUUCCUGGGGGUCCUGCCAUGAGGUGGAACUUCAAGAGCCGCCCUAUUUAUGCCAUCCAUGAGGGUCGCGUGUCACUUAUGGCGGCCUUUGACAGGAUCAUGGUUGAGCCUGGAUGGGACAAAGAAACCAUUGCGCUGAGUAUGGCUUUGAAGCACAGGCUUGAGGAUUUUGACUUCUGUUUCUUAAUCGGAGUCUUUCAGACCAUCUUCAGUGUCACUGAGCCUCUUCUGCAAGUCCUGCAAAGUAUGUGGACAGUGGACAUCAAAAGAUGUCAGGAAUGCGUCAAGGACAAACUUGGUGUAAUCGCAUCCUUGCGCACAGAUGAGAGCUUUAGUGGCCUCUAUGACAAAGCGGUUCAGCUGGUCGGAGAACCUGCGCCGCCACGGCGCAAACGCCGGCGCCGCAAUUGUGAUGACAUGGAACAGGGAUUGAACCAGCACCAAGACGCUGAGCUGAAAACCUUGACUUCUUUCCGACAACUGUACUACCAAAUUCUUGACAGCAUUGCAGAGCAUAUGACUCAAAGAUUUGCAGACAUGGAGCGCAUCAGCUUCUUUCGAUUGCUGGAGCACACCUUGUUUGAAUAUUUCUGCAAGCCUAUUGCAUUUCCCAUCAAAGAGUUGGCCCAGCUGAUCAAAACGUAUCCAUACUUUGAAGAGCCGAGGCUGCGCAAAGAGCUUCGCGCCUUGUAUACCAAUACGAUUUUCCACAAGUCACCACCAGAUUUGUUGCGGCUUUUGAUUGAGGAUGGCCUGAAGAACUCAUUUCCCGAGGUUACUAAGCUGCUCAAACUUGUGUUGACUAUACCAGCCACAAGCACAACCGCCGAGCGCUCUUUUUCCUGUCUUGAAAGGACCGAAAUGUACUUGCGAAACACAUGCGGCGAAGACAGGCUCGUGAACCUUGCUCAGAUCUCCAUUAAUUCUGCUGUAGUGGAUGAGUUGAAGGCUAGUGAACAUUUCUAUGAUGCAGUCAUUGACCACUUCGCAAAUGUGAAAGGCAGACAAAUGGAAUUCAAUUUCAAAUAAAAUCACACCUCCCCCUUGUCUCUUAGAAAAUCUUUCCUUCUUGAAAAAAAAACCUCUGAUGCCAUGCCAUGGUUUUUUUGUUGUUGUUUUUUUUGGCUUUUUGUUUGUUUGUUUGGUAACACUUGUUUAUAUUAAUUAUUGCCUGUACAGGAUUGAUAUUUUUCCACUCUUUUUUAAAAACAAUUAGCUGAAUAUAGCAGCACUUAUGUCUGUGUGUGUGAGAGAGAGAACCGCAGCCAAUGAGAGGAUGAGCGAUGAAACAAGGUCCACAACGGAGAUGCAGCAGCUGUGACAGUGUUCGCAAAAGCACAACACUGAAAAUAAAAGACUCCUGGGGAGUGGGACAAUAAGUGACUCUGGCCGCAAUGAUGCACAUGUCCAACCUGCGCCACGGUGGAGAGCUCUCUUUAUAUUAUGCCUAGAGAGCGCAGGUGUACCCAAUUUUCUGGUUCUACAACUGCAGGCUCUUCAUCUGUUGAGAAGUGGGUUCAAGAAGCGUUAAGUUGUAUUCGGCAACAUAUGUGACUGUUUUUGAUUAAGCCUUUUUUUUGUUCAACCAUUUUUUUUUAAGUCUUAAAAGAGUGGGUGGAAUAAGUAAUAUGUUUAUUGGUAACAGUGUUUAUUUGCUACAUGUAAAAAACAAAAAGACCAUGAGUCUAUUUCUCAACUACUUUUUGUUUGUUUGUUUGUUUUGGUACCGAGUGUAGGGAAAUGCUGAAGUAGUUUACAAAGUUCCUUUGAAGUGUUGUUCAAAGUGGUGCCUUAACUCACUGUGUGUGUUCUUGAAAUGGAGGCUUGGUUAUGUUAUAUUCUUGGGACCCAUUCCUUCUGGUUUAUCCUUCAAUGUAAAUCCCUGUGUUUAUAUUAUUGAUUGCCUGAACAGAUAUGUUUCUAUCAGCCAACAAAAAUAAAGCUUGUAUUUUUUGUAACUUU
Molecule: messenger RNA, 3831 nt
Organism: Engraulis encrasicolus (European anchovy)
Lineage: Eukaryota; Metazoa; Chordata; Actinopteri; Clupeiformes; Engraulidae
Product: zinc finger MYM-type protein 1-like
Exons: 3
Coding region: 688-2898 (736 amino acids)
Molecular function (GO): protein dimerization activity
Source: RefSeq, a predicted model, not a curated record